Dipodomys spectabilis (banner-tailed kangaroo rat) is the source of this 1950-nucleotide messenger RNA. RefSeq names its product MAU2 sister chromatid cohesion factor (gene Mau2). The record is from RefSeq and is a predicted model, not a curated record. Gene Ontology annotation, biological process: maintenance of mitotic sister chromatid cohesion; mitotic sister chromatid cohesion. Bases 40 to 1881 code for a protein of 613 amino acids. The transcript is spliced from 19 exons. Gene Ontology annotation, molecular function: double-stranded DNA binding; protein binding. Gene Ontology annotation, cellular component: SMC loading complex; chromatin. NCBI's taxonomy places the organism in Eukaryota, Metazoa, Chordata, Mammalia, Rodentia, Heteromyidae.
GUCUCCCUGUGGCGGCGGCUUGUUGUUGUGGAGGCCAAAAUGGCGGCGCAGGCGGCGGCCGCGGCCCAGGCGGCGGCGGCCCAGGCAGCGCAGGCCGAGGCGGCCGAGUCGUGGUACCUGGCUCUGCUGGGCUUCGCCGAGCACUUUCGUACUUCCAGUCCGCCCAAGAUCCGGCUGUGCGUGCACUGCCUGCAGGCCGUGUUCCCCUUCAAGCCGCCGCAGCGCAUCGAGGCCCGCACGCACCUGCAGCUGGGCUCGGUGCUGUACCACCACACCAAGAACAGCGAGCAGGCGCGCAGCCACCUGGAGAAGGCGUGGCUGAUAUCCCAGCAGAUCCCACAGUUCGAAGACGUCAAGUUCGAGGCAGCAAGUCUGCUGUCGGAGCUGUACUGUCAGGAGAAUUCUGUGGAUGCGGCGAAACCACUGCUGAGGAAAGCAAUCCAGAUCUCGCAGCAGACUCCCUACUGGCAUUGCCGUCUGCUCUUCCAGCUUGCUCAACUGCAUACGCUUGAGAAGGACCUGGUGUCGGCCUGUGACCUCCUGGGCGUGGGGGCUGAGUAUGCCCGCGUGGUGGGAUCCGAGUAUACACGGGCUCUGUUCCUGCUCAGCAAGGGGAUGCUGCUGCUGAUGGAGCGCAAGCUGCAGGAGGUGCACCCGCUGCUGACGCUGUGCGGGCAGAUCGUGGAAACCUGGCAGGGAAACCCCAUCCAGAAGGAGUCACUGCGUGUCUUCUUCCUGGUGCUACAGGUCACCCACUACCUGGACGCCGGGCAGGUGAAGAGUGUGAAGCCAUGCCUGAAGCAGCUGCAGCAGUGCAUCCAGACCAUCUCCACGCUGCAUGACGACGAGAUCUUGCCCAGCAACCCCGCCGACCUCUUCCACUGGCUGCCCAAGGAGCACAUGUGUGUGCUGGUCUACCUGGUGACAGUGAUGCACUCCAUGCAGGCCGGCUACCUGGAGAAGGCACAGAAGUACACGGACAAGGCGCUCAUGCAGCUGGAGAAGCUCAAGAUGCUGGACUGCAGCCCCAUCCUGUCCUCGUUCCAAGUGAUCCUGCUGGAGCACAUCAUCAUGUGCCGGCUCGUCACAGGUCACAAGGCCACGGCGCUGCAGGAGAUCUCCCAGGUCUGCCAGCUGUGCCAGCAGUCACCCCGGCUCUUCUCCAACCACGCGGCACAGCUGCACACGCUGCUGGGCCUGUACUGCGUCUCUGUGAACUGCAUGGACAAUGCGGAGGCCCAGUUCACCACGGCGCUGCGGCUCACCAACCACCAGGAGCUGUGGGCCUUCAUUGUGACCAACCUGGCCAGCGUGUACAUCCGGGAAGGAAACAGACACCAAGAGGUACUGUACAGCCUGCUGGAGAGGAUAAACCCUGACCACAGCUUUCCUGUGAGCUCCCACUGCCUGCGCGCGGCUGCCUUCUACGUGCGCGGCCUCUUCUCCUUCUUCCAGGGCCGCUACAACGAGGCCAAGCGCUUUCUGCGGGAGACUCUGAAGAUGUCCAAUGCGGAGGACCUGAACCGCCUCACGGCCUGCUCGCUCGUGCUCCUGGGCCACAUCUUCUACGUGCUGGGCAACCACAGGGAGAGUAACAACAUGGUGGUACCCGCCAUGCAGCUGGCCAGCAAGAUCCCGGACAUGUCGGUGCAGCUGUGGUCGUCUGCCCUGCUCAGAGACCUGAACAAGGCGUGCGGGAACGCCAUGGACGCCCACGAGGCAGCACAGAUGCACCAGAACUUCUCGCAGCAGCUGCUCCAGGACCACAUCGAGGCCUGCAGCCUCCCCGAGCACAACCUCAUCACGUGGACAGACGGCCCGCCCCCGGUGCAGUUCCAGGCCCAGAACGGCCCCAACACCAGCCUGGCCAGCCUCCUGUGAGCCGCCAGCGCCCCGCGCCCCCAACACCCUCUGUGCCCCUGGGGGCUGCCGCAGGCGUGUGCACUGACU